Ailuropoda melanoleuca (giant panda) is the source of this 2276-nucleotide messenger RNA. RefSeq names its product ADAM metallopeptidase domain 2 (gene ADAM2). Gene Ontology annotation, cellular component: plasma membrane. NCBI's taxonomy places the organism in Eukaryota, Metazoa, Chordata, Mammalia, Carnivora, Ursidae. Gene Ontology annotation, biological process: proteolysis; binding of sperm to zona pellucida; male gonad development. The record is from RefSeq and is a predicted model, not a curated record. The transcript is spliced from 21 exons. Gene Ontology annotation, molecular function: metalloendopeptidase activity. The coding region runs from base 1 to 2196 and encodes 731 amino acids.
AUGUUGUGCUUACUACUACUUCUCAUUGGGCUCGUCGGGGUUCAGACAGACAGGAAUUCUGAAAGACUACGUGUGCAAAUUACAAUACCAGAGAAAAUACGGUCAAUAUUAAGUGGAGGAGUUGAAUCACAUGUGUCCUACAACAUUAUGAUUGAAGGAAAAACAUACACGGUGAACCUAAUGCAAAAAGCUUUUUUACCUCAUAAUUUUAGAGUUUAUGGUUAUAAUGGUACAGGAAGUAUGACACCUCUUGAACAACAGCUUCAGAAUUUUUGCCACUACCAAGGGUAUAUUGAAGGUUAUCCAAAUUCUAUGGUGAUCGUUAGCACAUGUACUGGACUCAGGGGCUUACUACAGUUUGAAAAUGUAAGUUAUGGUAUUGAGCCCUUGGAACCUUCAAUUGGUUUUGAACAUGUGAUUUAUCAAGUAAAACACAAGAAUAAAGGAGUUUCUUUACAUGCUGAGAAGGAUAUUGAGUCAAGAGAAAUGCCCUAUAAAAUACAAAGUAUAGAGCCACUUCCAGAGUUUUCUCAGUAUAUAGAAAUGCAUGUUGUAGUUGAAAAAAAUUUGUAUAAUCAUAUGGGUUCUGAUACGAUUGUUGUCACUCAAAAGAUUUUCCAGUUGAUUGGACUGACCAAUGCUAUUUUUACAUCAUUUAAUAUUACAAUAGUUCUCUCUUCAUUGGAACUUUGGAUAGAUGAAAAUAAAAUCUCAGUAACCGGAGAUGCUAAUGAAUUAUUACACAGAUUUUUAAAAUGGAAAAGAUCUUAUCUUGUUUUGCGUCCUCAUGAUAUAGCAUUUUUACUUGUUUACAGAGAAAAAUCAACUUUUGUUGGUGCAACCUUUCAAGGGAAGAUGUGUGAUAGCCAUUAUGGAGGAGGUGUUGCUCUGCACCCCAGAACCAUAAGUCUGGAAUCGCUUGCAGUUAUUAUAGCUCAAUUACUGAGCCUUAGUAUGGGAAUAGCUUAUGAUGAUAUUAACAAAUGCCAGUGCUCAGGAACUGUCUGCAUAAUGAACCCAGAAGCAAUUCAUUCCAGUGGUGUGAAGAUCUUCAGUAACUGCAGCAAGGAGGAUUUUGCACAUUUUAUUUCAAAGCCAAAGUCCCAAUGUCUUCAAAAUCAACCACACUUAGAUGCAUCAUACAAAGCUGCGGUUUGUGGUAAUGGACAAGUGGAACAAGGAGAACAAUGUGACUGUGGAAAUGAAGAGGGUUGUGAGGCUAAGUCAAACUCAUGCUGUAAUCCUGACACAUGUAUGCUAAAACAAGGCUCAAUUUGUGAUACUGGUGAAUGCUGUACAGAUUGUCAGUAUGCGGCAAAAGGAGACAUAUGUAGGCCUCCCACUGAUGAAUGUGAUCUCCCUGAAUAUUGCAAUGGAUCAUCUGCAACAUGUCAAGAUAACUUUUUUGUUCAGAAUGGGCAUCCAUGUGGAGAGAAUCAGUGGCUCUGUCUGAAUGGAAGUUGUAGAAGUGGGAUAAAACAAUGUACAGCUAUAUUUGGUGAAGAUGCAGAUUUUGGUCCUGAAGAGUGUUAUAUUUACCUUAAUUCUAAGACUGAUCAAUCUGGAAACUGUGGUUCAGGUCCUUCAGGAUACAAAAAGUGUCAAACUAAGGAUCUGCCGUGUGGAAAAUUAAUAUGUCAAUAUAAAAGGGAAGAAAUAAUUAAAAUUCCAAAUGCCACUGUUAUUUAUGCCAAUAUAACUGGACACCUCUGUGUUGCUUUGGAUUUUCCACAUAAUUCUAGAGAUGGUGAAAUGAUGUGGGUAAAAGAAGGAACUGUUUGUGGUGCUAAUAAGGUUUGCAAGAAUAAAGAAUGUAUAGAUGCUGGGUACUUGAAUUAUGAUUGUACUCCAAGAAAAUGCCACGAACAGGGUAUAUGCAAUAAUAAAAAGAACUGUCAUUGUAAUCCCUCAUAUUUACCUCCUAAUUGCCAAACUAAUGAUGAUUCAUGGAUUGGUGGGAGUAUUGACAGUGGCAAUUUCCCACCUGCACCUGGCUUACCCAAAAGAAGCUACAUUGAGAAUGCUUACCAUUCCAGACCUACAAGAUGGCCAUUUUUCUUACUCAUUCCUUUUUUCAUUAUUUUCUGUGUACUGAUUAUCACACUGGUAAAAGUUUAUUUCCAAAGAAAAAAAUGGAGAGCAGAGGACUAUACAAGCGAUGAGCAACUUGAAAGUGAAAGUGAACCUAAAGAGUAGCCCGGAAAACAGAAACCAUCAUAUCACAAGUAAUUAUCUUCGAUGGACAGGAAAAAUGGAAACAAACAAACAAACAAACA